AGACUAAAGGAAAGAUGGUUGCCAUUAGUUACUUGUACAAAGGAUUCCUGUUAUUGUAUUGCGAAGUUCCGUGUUAACUUGUAUAAAGUUUCCAGCAUUCAAAUUCUCAUCAUUGUGAUAGCUAUAGUAUUAAAGCUGGGGCUUCUUACUUGCGUCAUUAGUCAUUAUAAAAUGGGGGCACGGUCAUGGAGUGAUGGCCGUGGCCGGCCGCCUCCCAAAAUAUUAAGAGCUCAAGAAUUUCUACAAACACCACGGCCUCAGCAACAGCAGCUUUAUCUACCAGCACCAAAUUAUUCGGUGCUUUACACGCAGCAGGGUGCACAAGAGAAGAAGCGAUUUGAGUUGGCAGCCCAGCAAGAAAAACAGAUUAGACAACACUCAGUUCAGACAGACUUGGCACUUGACCUUCCAGCAUCAGUAACACUGCCUGAUGGUGAGGAGUAUCCAUAUGGGAAUUCAAAGCUACUUCAUCUGCGAGACUCUCAGCAAGAGAGUGAGAUCUGUAGAGGAUGUAUACGACCUCCUCCAAACAGAACAGUACUCCAAGGAGAUAAUUCCAUAACUAAACCUGCAAAUGUAUCCUCUAAAUCUUGUGCAUCAGCUAGUGUCUUGCGAACAAUAGAUAAAAAUCCCCUAGUCAUAACCCAUCAGAGUGUCAGUGGUGGAGACCACCACCAGAGUGGUGGCUUAUCUCAUGUACUGCCCUCGUACUUUAAGUUACCGGUGCCCAUGUGUGUAAGAACCACAACUCGUAGAGCAAGUUCUACAAGUGAGUCAGGAUGCAGGGGGCAAAUGACCUUUGGAGCAGCAAACUCUCCACCCAGAUAUAGUGACAUUAUUCAGAACCAUGACCUUUGUAGAUUUUCUGGGCAGUCUGAGAGUGGUGUUUGACCACAUACUUGCCUAAAGAUAAAGUCUUUCACUUGCCUGCAGCAGCCUUGUGAUAACAUUUCAGCUGGGUAUUGCUGGCGUCCCACAGAGGAGAACGAGAGAGCCGAGGGUUGGGAUGCAGGAGAUGCCCUACUUUUUAGUGCCUCAUGUUUUGUUGUUGGUUUCCUCAUUGCUGUAUAAACACUGGUGGCUUCCCAAGAAUAAAUGGUUUUCUGUCCUGGCAUCCAAGAUGCUUCUAAAUGUUACUGCAACUUUAACUAAGGUUGACAAGUAUGUAUGUUUUUUGUGUGUAUAUGAACAGAGAAAAGCUAUUUAAAAGCAAACAAAUGUAGUAUUAAUAUUAUCAUGCUAAUGCAGUCACAAUGAGCAAAAGAAUUACAAAUACAAGAUCAUUGUUGAGUGUACAAGAGUGCAGAAAUGAUGCUGUACUUAAUGAAGCUAAGGCAAAAAAUUGAGAACAUGCUGCUGUACUGAGCAAAGAGACUAGUCUAAACUACCAGUUUGAUUUAAAAUGAUAGUGUCCAGUGAUGAAAAAAAUAAUGUUUAUGAUAUUAUAUUGAGUGCACAGAAAAUUGUUCAAAAAGAAGUUACCUGUAUAAGCCAGUAUCUUCUGCCAGGUUAUUUGUUUUUUUAAUGAUUAUCUAAUAUUAAUACACAUACACCUUUGUGACUACAAAGAUUUUUUAAAGGAAUUUUUGCUGCUUCAUCUUAGUUUUAAAAGUGAAAGAUCAGACCAACCAAGGAAUUUAAUUUGAAUCUGCAAUGAAGUAACAUGUUAUUUUAUGAUGUAGAGUCCAGAUAUUUUUACAAUUGUUUGACUAUAGAAGUUUAUUGAAGAUAAAAGUGUGUUUGUUUAUAUUAGUUUUAAUAAAACUCCACCUACAAAUGGUCAGACCAACUAAGGUAUAAUGUAUUUUUAUCAUUUUAUUAAAAAUUUAUUAUUCUGCAUGACAUUGUUAUCUUGUAAUGAUCUUAAUCUGGGGCACCUCUAAAGGUCCAAACUUGAGUCUGUGAGUAAUGUUGCAAUGCAAGAAGGAAAAGAAAAUUAUAUAUAUAUGAAUUAAGAGUAUAAUUCUGCAAAUAAUCAAACUUUUAGUUCAUAAAGGAUAAUUUUAGUGAUUUUAUCCAUUGAUUCAAAGAUUUUAAUGAAUGUUCACUUUUUGAAACUAUUUUAGUUUCUUAAACAUGAGAAAAAAACCUUUUGCUGUGAGACCUAAUGUGGUUACUAGUUCAGAUCAUGAGACUCAAAGCAAAUUAUUGCUACAAAAUUAUUUUUCCCCUUUCUUGGAGAUAAUUUUAUCAUUUCAAGCAAUUUUACAUCUUUAAUUUUUAAGUCUUCUCUGUGUUGGGUAAUUAUGUGAGACUGCUGUUAAAAUUAAGGUAUUUGAUAAAAGAUUAUUCUCUUUUUCUUUUGUCCAUUUUUUUUUAGUAGUCUGGGUAUCAAGAGGUGGAUAGUUCAGUGUAAAGAAAUCUCUCAAUAUGCAAUACCACAAGGAAUUGUGUUUUUCCCACAUUGACAAUUGACGAUGAACUUCUUUGUGCCAAUGAUCUAGAGAGAACUGCCAAUAAAUGAUGUUGUUGUUUUGGAUAAUGAUUGCAAAAAUGCAAAAACCAUUUUACUGCCACCAAGUGAUAAAGAUCCAGUUCUCCUCUCAUUAAAGAAUUGAGUCUUAAGAAAGUAGUGUUAGAGGUGCCUUGAUGAUUAAAUCAUUUUUGAAACUCUAGAAUUAUAUUUGUAUUUUGUUCUUCAUCUGUCCAUUACAGAUGUAUAUUUUACAGUUAGGGAAAAGUUUAGUUCUUGUACAAAUAGAGAUUUAUCAUUAAAACAUAAUUUCUUAUUGUAAUGUGCAUUCAACUUGGUAGAAAAUGUUAGUGAAUCUGCACUGAGGCUUGGCUCAUGUCACAAUCUUGUGUAAAUAUGAGGAUUGUUAUUUGUCUUUACCAGCCAUUUUUUGAGACAAAGCUUACCUUAUUUUUAAUAUGUAUAUACAUAUAAAUUGUAUGAUGAUGACCUUCAAAGAGAUAAAAUGGUUCUACCUUUUUUUUUAUUAUUCUGGCCAGACAUAUGUUUAAUUAUUUAUUGUUUGCUUUAAUUUCUGAGACAUCAUACUCCCUUGCUGAUAUUAAUGGCUACCAUAAAAGUUGAGCUUUUAUCAAUCUAUUCAUGAAAAAACAAAAAAACUUUGUGUCCUUUCCAUUCAAAUUUUGUGAAUUCAGUAUAUGGCUUAUGUCGAAGAAGGUUACUGCCAUUUAGGUAGAAGAAAGAUACAAAGUAUGUUAACAUUAGCACAAACUUUUGCUGAAAAUGGAAGAAAGUGUUCUCAAGCUUUCAGUGGACAUGUUUUUCAUCAUUUUUGUGAUUGUCAGCUCAUGGAAACUGUUUCUAAAUCAUUUUUUUUUGUCAUUCCAGUAACAAAAGUGUGACCCAACUUUACUCCAAAUAAAAUAAUUUUUGUUGGGAAAAAUUUAAAUUCUGAUGUCUUGCAUCACUUAUAGGAAUAAAUUAUCUUUAUUAGAUGUUCAUGGUAGUCUUACUUUAACUUCUCAGAAUUCAUGUUUAUAAUCUGUCUUAGUGUGGUUCAUCACCACAAUUAAUUAAGAGCAUAGUUCAACAGCAACUAGCCUUAGCUGUUGAGUUACAGCUGUGUAAAUAAGUUCUUUAUUAUCCUGACCAAGUAGUCCAUUGACAACUUGUUUAUUGCUCCAUAGUGUGUAAGUAUAAUCUUGUUAUGUAUACACCAUUUAUAGAAGUUUCAGCACAUGACUGUUUUUAAUUUUCUGUCUGACAACAUAAGUUGACUUUGUAACACAAAAAGAGCUUGCCCUAAUAGUACAAACCCCACCCCAGCAUGAGGUUUGGUUGAGCUUACACAAGCAACUUUGUAAAUAAUAAUAAUAUAAAUCAAUAAGUACUUUUUUUAUUUCCUUCCAAUUUUUAAAAAUUAAUUAACCAAUGAAAAGAUAAUCAUUUCUUUUAGUAGCAGGCACUCUUUUUAUCACUAAAGCUGAACAUCGUAUUUACUUCUUUAUCUCUGCUCUGGAUACCUUCCGAGGCUAGAAUUUAAGUGUAGUUGUAACUUGUAGUAUUUAUGUCAUAGUUCUAUUUUGUUUCUAACUUCAGAUAAGCCAAGAUACUAAGUGAGUUUAAAAUUAUUCAUUUAACAGGUUAUAGUAAAUUACAAAAAUCAGUGUGCUACUACUAUAGAAAUGUGAUUUUACUAAAUUCUUAUGUGCAAGUUGAAAUACUGCUUCAAAUAGCUUUCUGGUGUUUAUUUUUUGUUUUAAUCUAUAGAGAGAGAUCAAUAUUCAGUGUUAAAAAUACCAUAAUUAUGACUAGUAAACCUACAGAUUUGUAUCUUUAUGUGUACAUCAAAUAAAAAUCAAUAAGAUUAUUAAUGAACUUUUACAUUAAGCGGAUUACAGGGUAUAUGAUCAGCAAAUUUUUAAUACUUUAAUGGUUUGAGGAGGACACCUUUUGUUGUGCCAAGUGUUGACCUUAAAGAGUUGUUAGUUGGUGUUUUAAAGUUAUUCAUUCAGCCAACUUACUGGCUAUCAUUGUUAAAAUGACCUAAUCCCAGCUGCAGGUACUGAUCAUUAGUAAUGUGACUGAAAUCACUUUCUGGUAAUAAUACUUACAAAUAAAUUUUAUGAAAACUCUGUAAUUGUUGUUUGUAUUCACUAUUACAUUAUUUUAUAAAGAAGCAUAAAAUAAUUUCAGAAAAUUCAAAUCUUACAUUACAUAUUUUCCCCUCUUCUUAAGUAUUAUUUGCUUUAGAGGAAAGCUACAAUGGGCUAUCUGCUCUGUCCACCACAGGUAAUCAAACUGCAAAUUUUAGUGUUGUCAGUCUGUAAACUUGCUGCUUAUCCACUGGGGGACUCUUCUUAAGUAAAGAUCUAUGAAAUAUUUUGCACAGAAGUGGUAUAUGGAUGUUAAUUGUUCCAUAGGAGUAGACUUUGAAUGUUUUCUUGAAUAAGUGUGAGGGAAGGGUAGUUUUCAGUUGCAAGUUUCUUUUUUUCUUCUCUAAGUUAAUAAAACAACAACUGAUCAUUAACUUUGGUUCUUAGAAACCCAUGAUUACACAUAAUCUUCCUACCAUCUUGUGCACUUUCUUUAGCUUGUGUUUUGAAAUAAAGAAGUAGAAAACAACUAUUUUAUAUGUAUGGGUUUUAAGGUAACAGAGGUUACAAUAGGCCAGCAUUUUCCAAAAAAAAAAAGAAACUGAAUAGGAUAACAUUUUUCUAUGCAUUAAAUUGAUAAACUACAUUUUCAAAUACAGAAAAACAGUGUAAGUACUUUUGUCCUGCUAGUCGGGUGUUGCCAUGCAGAUAUGUAAUCAGUAAAGUAAUGAUUCUUUAUGUGGAAUUAUACACGGACUGUUAUCUACAUUAAAAUACAUUUUAUUUGUGACCUUUUAGCCCUCUUACCAGAGCCUUCAUUAGUGAAGGCUCCAGUAAGAGGGCCAAGAGCUUGCAAAUAAAAGUAUCUUAAUGUAAAGAACAGUCCAUGUAUAAUACUACAUAUUAAUUUACCUAUGUUAUGAGUGAUACAAAAAAAAAGUAAUGAUCCUUUGUUAUCUUCACUGCUUUUUGUUUUGCAAAGUAACUGGUUGAGGUGAGAAAAAAAAAAAUUGUAGUGUUGUGAUGGCAGGUGGUUUCAGAUAGGUUCUCCACUGUCAUUCAUUAAACUUCAUCAACAUAGCAUCCUGUGUGUUGUGGUAAAAGAAAUAGCCACUAGAAUCUAGUACCUAUUUAUUGGAAAACUUUAGUAAGCAACUGUGUAUAAUAUGGUUGCCAGUAUAACAGGUAUCUAGGAUUACAGUGUUCAGAUCCUUAGUACCAAUUGGUAGUUUCUUUUGUUAGGGGUUUAUCAAAAUCGUGUAUAUUGUUUAACACUCUUUCUUAGCAAUGCAUGCAUACAUACAUACAUAUGUAUGAGUGGGAGAACUAUAAACCAUAGGUUUUGGUUAUAACGGAACCAGUGCAGAAAAAUUUUGCAGAAUAAAAAAGAAUUUUCGAACUUGAUUUGUCUAUUGCCUUUUGCUUUCAUUUCAUACUUGAGUUAUUUUUCUAAUGCAUUUGCAUGUCUAUGUAGUGAUUUAUUCCACAAGCUUACUACUGGUAAUCAGAACCAUGUGUGUGUGUGUGUACAUGUACGUAUCACAUACUUACCCAGUAAGUAUCAUAUUCAGUAUAUUGUGCAGCAAGGUAAAAUCUUAAAAUAUUUCAAUAUAAAUACUAUGAUACAUAAAUAUUACUAUUGUUUUAUACUGUAUAAGUAAGGUAUGUAAGAACCAGUGAAAUAAUGGAUGAUGAUACAAGUAUUUUGAACUGUACACCAUGAUUAAGGAAGUAAGAGAACAUUAAGGAAAAGUUCAUUACUACAAAACAAAAAUACAAGCAUGACACAUUUCUUGUGAGUAAUACCUCAUAAAGUGUGAGUAUUCUUUGUCACUGUUCCCUCCUGUUGUAUUGUCUAGGUAAGUUCACCCACAGUUUUAUAUUUUCAUGUCAUAGCGUCUUUUCAAUCUCUUUUUCCUGAAAGUGAUUUCACUACACAUUCAUAAUCAGGUACCUGCAUUGUAACUGAAAGUAGUAACAGCAAGUGUCUUUCGUUAAAUGUCUCAGAAGAUUAAUCAGUGUUCAGUUACUCUAAUAUAAUGUAUUGACUCGUGACUUCCUCUGUUCUAACUUCAGAGCAGUAACUCUUUAAGGAAACUGGCAUUCUUAUACAAAAUAAAAAGUCAUGUAGACUGUAAUGUCUGAGUAAGUUGAAUAAAGAAAUUGGUAUUUUAUGACUUGACUUGUGUGUGCUAGACUAUAUAAAAGAUCUAUUUGUAUUUCAAACUGUAUAUCAAAGUGCUUUAAUUAGAGAAACACUUCACUUGUAUGAAGUCUUUACUACUUGUAAAAGAUCUAUUUGUAUUUCAAACUGUAUAUCAAAGUGCUUUAAUUAGAGAGACACUUCACUUGUAUGAACCUAGAUUGUGAGAGAAGCAGAAUCUUUUGAAACAUUUAGUCUUAGUGACUUUCGUAGCCCUGAUCAAACUUGAUAUCUUGGAGAAUAACAUUUAAUGCUUUCUUUUGAACCCCUGGAAGAACACUUUCAAUAAGUACAAUGUAUGAUGAAAGAAAGGCUUCUAGAGAGAAAGUACCUAUUUUAAAAACUUAAUCUCAGUCACAUAUUGUAUAAAAUAACUUAAGCUGUAAUACAAAAACAUUAACAUAACAUCAGUUUAAAAAGUAUAUUUGGAAAAAGAAUUGUAUUUGCAAUUAAAAGCUACACGAUAUACUAGCAUAAAGGAUUACAGUUUAUAAAUUGGUGAUUAUUUUAAGUUCAUAACAUAAAACUAUCCAGGCACCAAACAAUCUUUUUGUGUAGUCAAGAAGUGUCAUAUUAAGAGUAGUUAGUAACUUAAACCUCAAGCUCAGUUGGAAAGAAUGCUAAUUAUACAGACACUUGAAACCUGGCAAGUGAAAGUAUAGGAAUACUACUUCCAAACUUGAAAUUCUGCUGGAACUAAUGCAAUCAGAGAUCCAUUUGAACACUACUGCUUUCUUGGCAGUUGAAUUUGAAUAGUGCACAAAGAAGUACCAUUAGUUUGUAUAAAAUUUGAUUCUCCAGGUCUUGGAAAAGGUGAGAACCUGUACUUCAUACAGGAGAAUUGUACCACUGACUACUUCUUUACAUGAAAGAAAAUCUUAAAGAAGAUUUGAGCUUAUGGUUUGGUUGAUUAUGAAGUAAUUUUAAAUUACACAACUGUUAUUAUUUUAGUGAGAUUAUUUAAACCAAGACAGUUCAAGAGUAAAAAUGUAAUUUUCAGCAACACUGUAUGUAAAUACAUAGAAUGACCAUUUUUGAAAAAUAGAAAAUGUGUUUAUGUUAGUGAUAUUUACAGUGAAUAAAAAAAAAGCAUAAUGUUAGGUACACUGGGUUAAAGUAACAAAAAUUUGCAUGAUUAAUAAUGUUAUGCUUUGACAGCAGUAAUUUAAUCAACAGAAUGUAUUUGGAGCAUGUAGAGGUUUCUUUGAUUGUACACAUAAAUCAUUAAAUAAUUAAUGAAAAAGAAAGUAAUAUUUCUAAUUUGAUGUCAUGCAAUAUUUGGGUGAAAUUGAUAAAACUUGUUUAUUUACAACUUGAUGUAUGUGCGGGUUCUCAUCAAUACUUAAUUCAUUCUAAAAUUUACUGAACCAAAAUCCAAGUUUGUAAUGAACUAUUAAUAUUUUGUUGUUUUUUCUUUCACGUAUAUGUAAUCCUUCAGACAUAUCUAGAGAGGAAGAAAGUUAAACUAAGACUUAAAAUAUUUAAACUCUAAAAGUAAAGCAGUUAGCUUAAAAUAAAGAAGCAGUUUUAAUCUUAAAAUCCCAAUAAAAAAGUUUUGCAAAAUAGUUACAAAAAGUGAUAGGCAUAAACUGACACUAAAACCUAAAACUAUUUACCUUGUAUGGUAAGAGUGGGUUUUAUUUUUGAGUAUGUUAUACUCUGUACAGUUGGAUAUGUAUUGUUUUCAGUUUAUUUCUGUUUUAGAAUUACAAAGUUAAUAUUCUGUGUGGAGGUUGGUGCUUGUGAAAUGUUUAUUUAGUUUUCCACAUUUCAUUUUAACAAAAUGACAGGAUCAUGAUUAACCUAUUUUAUAAGUUGAAGUAUUCAGAAACCAGCUUUAUUAAAAUAUUUAUCCAUCAAAAAAGAAUAUCUGGAAAGGAAUAUCUGUCAGAUUGUAGGCAGUUGUUCACUGCAUAUUGUAUAAAAAUAAUAAUGUCCAAACAUUAUUAUAUCUAAGAAUCAGUUUUAUGGACUUUGAAUAAACAGUACAAGUUA
Molecule: messenger RNA, 8707 nt
Organism: Limulus polyphemus (Atlantic horseshoe crab)
Lineage: Eukaryota; Metazoa; Arthropoda; Merostomata; Xiphosura; Limulidae
Product: protein TMEPAI-like
Exons: 3
Biological process (GO): negative regulation of transforming growth factor beta receptor signaling pathway
Cellular component (GO): Golgi membrane; early endosome membrane
Molecular function (GO): R-SMAD binding
Source: RefSeq, a predicted model, not a curated record